This is a messenger RNA of Dermochelys coriacea (leatherback sea turtle), 3088 nucleotides long. RefSeq names its product Holliday junction recognition protein (gene HJURP). Gene Ontology annotation, cellular component: chromosome, centromeric region. The coding region runs from base 244 to 2493 and encodes 749 amino acids. The transcript is spliced from 13 exons. The record is from RefSeq and is a predicted model, not a curated record. Gene Ontology annotation, molecular function: histone binding. NCBI's taxonomy places the organism in Eukaryota, Metazoa, Chordata, Testudines, Dermochelyidae. Gene Ontology annotation, biological process: CENP-A containing chromatin assembly.
GGUGACCCCGGCUCCGGUCACGGCCCGGCCGGGAGUCGCGCGGCCCGGGCCCCGGGGCGGCGACUCGCCGGCCGUGGCUGCUAACGGGCGGCCCGCCAGCGACGCUGCUCCGUCCGCGGCCACAGUCCCCAGGCCCCGCCGCCCUCCUGCAUCGCAAGCGGCAGCCCGGGCUGGCGGCGUUUGGCCUUCACGCGCGGCCGCACGCGGUACAAUUAUCCCUUUGAAGAUGAUAUACUUGUCUCUAUGGAAUCAUUGACUUAUGAUACACCCAUUGGACCACAGCUAUGGGGUGAUAUGUCAGAAAAAAACAUUAAUGAAUGGAAGAAAAAACUACAUAAGAGGGCCACACAAUGUCAAAAAAUCACAGAAUCACGAAAGCAAUGGAUCUCUGAUUUUGAAGAUGAAGAUUUAAAAGUACAUCAGGUCUACAAACUCAACAUGGAAUCUGAAGUGCAAACUGGAUUCUUUCUGGCUCAUAGAUUACCGACAGAACCUGCUAGGAAAUCCUUUAUAGACUCCUAUGAAGAGAUUCAAGUUGCUGACACAGAUACCGAAAGCGAAGCUGAUUUGGUUUCGAUUAGAAGAAAAUUUGAAAAUGUUAACCUCAAGGAGGACAUUCUACUUGUAAACCCUUCUGAGCUGGAAAUGAGAGAGAAAGUCAGAGUUCGUGUGGAUGUGAUAGUACAAGAUGAUGAAAGAAACAUCCCUAAAUGGAUUAUGGUUGCACCUGGAGAAAAAUCAAAGCGUCUCCACGUAACAUCUCCAUGGCAAGACUUGAUGGGUAUGACUAAAUCUCCAGUUGCAGAUAAGAUAACUGUACCCAGACAUGUACCUUUUCUGGAAAAAAAUGAAACGGGCUAUGAUAGCUUCAUGGAAGAGUACCAGUCUGCAAAUGAAGAAUGUUCCUGGAACAACGUCACACUUGCAGAUUUGUAUCCAGGAAUGGUGGAGACACUUAGCAAGUUGAUGAACAAACACUCUCAGAAAAAAGCAGCUGAUUCCAUAAUCAGACACUACAAAUACAGAGGAUGGCCUCCUAGAAAAUCAAAGCUUAAUGUCACCAUAGAAAGAAUAAGAAGGUUCAGGACAUCUAAAUUGAAGCCUAUGCUGCCUAACACAAAUAGUAAUGAUCAUAAAUUGCCUGUUGGAAAUAAUUUAAAUGAGAGUAACCAGCUUGUUCAAGAUGGCAAAUGUCCAACACAGUGUGUGACUAAUGGUGAAUCUGGUGUGGUAUCUUACCCACAUGUUAAUACGAGUGAAAUGGAAAUAGAUUGGCCUGGAAAUUUAGAAGAUAAUUCAUACAUUCAAAGAAUAGACCAAAACAUCUCAGAGUCUGUUUUUCCAAAUGUUACUGCUAGAACAGAAGAAACAUUUUUAACUGAGGGUCCAUCUCAGACCACCAUGACAUUACAUGACUCAAAAGGCACCCCAAAUGAGAAGCUGCCUGAAGUACUUUCUCUGGGAUGCUCUUCUGUAACUUGCACAACAUCUUCUUGUCUCAUGAAAGAGAGCAAGAAUGGCAAAAUUGACAAUACAGCUUCCGAUGGUACAUCAGGGUUCCACUUGUCCACUUGCAACUUGAAUGGUGAUGCUAAUACCUUUCCACCACUUAACAACUAUUCUCUAGUAAGAACAUCAAAUGCAUUAGUCAGAAAUCCUGAAAUAAAAACAUUCAGGGGAGGUGUUUCACUGCAGCGCAGUCAUUCUUUUUCCUCACUUCCUGUGAAUCAAAGUCCAGUCAAGACUCGCCAGAAAUGUGAAGAAGAAUUUGAAAAACUUUACCAGAAGCUGUGCCCCAAAGAACUUCAGAAACCUCUUAAGAUUAGAAAGCCUCCUUCAAACCCUAAAGAAAAAGAGAGACUAAUCAAGUCCUACUUCUGUAAUUCUGUAAAGUCUCAUAAAAAAUGUGAUAGUGCAUUUGAUGAGGUUUAUCAGAGAUUGUGUUCCGAAGGGUUUCCAAAACUGCCCACAUUUCUCAGAGCUUCGAACUUACGGAAAUAUGAAGGCAUACAGAUGUCAAAAACUGUAAAUGCUUUAAUUAACUCACCCAUACGAACUUUACCUGCCGUUACCAGAAUUAAAAGAGUAGCAGAUUUCCACAAUGAAGAUCUUUUGUCUUCACCUGUAAAGAGACUGAAAAAUAUACCUGAAGAUUUUUUUCCUAGAGCAAGUAAUCAGUCUCCUCAUAGAAAAAAUAUUAAUCCUCAGACAACUGGCCUGGAUUUCUCAAGUGUGAUGGAUGGGAUUGUUCCUGGCAUAUUUGAUAGCCCUAAUUGUCAAAGUCAGGCAUCUGAAAACUUUGAUUCUGGGUUUCAUACAUCUUCAGAUCACACUUUUCCGGUUAGUCCAAGUAUUUUUGUGCAAGGGUAUCCAGAAAACUCAACUAGAAUAAUGGGAGAGAGAAAAGCUCAGGCGUUCUUUUGGGAAGAUUUCAUCGCUAAAGAUACACAAGGAGCAUUUCUGGAAGGCUACAGAGAAAAUAUUAUUUUAUAAAUUUGUAAAGACAUCAGACAUUUUAUUUAACCAUUGCAAUCUGAAAAUUGCAUUUAUUGAUAGGGAGGGAGCUGAGGAAUAGUGCUCUAGUGUAUAGUUAGUCCUGCUAUGUACUUUCUCUCUCAUCCAAAAUAAUUCCUUGGAGACGAGUUUUGCCUUCAGCCAAGGUGGGCAGGCAGGGCACCUUUCCUUAAUGAGGAGUCAUUCAUUUGGCCCCAGAAAUCCACUGGAGGGAAUCAAGAUGCCUUCUUUGGUCUGAGUUAUUUGUUUAACUUUUAUAUUUAGUAGUGUUCGUCAUAAUAGAUGCUUGUGAUUUGCAUUUUUUCUGUUUGCUUAUAGACAUGGAUUUUAGUAUGCUAAUAAUAACGUACCUUGGCUUUGUAUUCGACCAGAAUUCCUAGCCUCUCCUGUCCACCCCUGCUUUAUAUAUGCACAUUAUUAGGCUCCUGGAAACACUGGUCUGGAUGGUCCAAAUGCAGUAUAAUGUAUUAUGACUUUGUAAUGUGGCUGUACUAUCAGAUACGAGGUUUUAAUGUUUAAUUUUCAGUGCAUUUCAUCAUAAAUCUUAAUUGCUUAAUAAAUUUUUUAUACAUUA